AUAUCUAUAUGGCCCAUUGCACCCAAUUAUCUUAAUAAAGAUUGCCUCUUAUGGUCCAUGCUACAUUCUCCACUUCACUCACAAAAGAAAUUUGGAGAAAUGUACAAAAUUUAGGAAACUAGAAAACAAAUGCAUUCAUUACUUCAAUGAAUUCUCAACUAUCACAAACCUUAGUCAACAAAACUACCACCCUUCUCUUUUUCUCAAAAGAAAUGCUAAAGCAAAAAGCUAAAGAAGAGGGUAGUCCAUCACUUCAUUUUUUUUAUUGUUUCCUUUAAAAAAUAAAUAAAUAAAUAAAAUUGAAAGGAAAACAAAAAGUGAUAACAUUCAUAAUUCAUAAAGUUCUUCAACAUUCAUAAAAUACCCAUCUUCUCCCGUUUUUUGCUCCUCCAUUUUCUUCUCCUUCUCCAACUCUCCCAUGUUAUGUAUUUAGGGCUUAAAUUUAGCUUAUUCAUUUUAAUUCUUCUUCAACUCGUUUAAUAAUCUUAAAUCAAACUGAACUGAAUUAAACUAAACUUAUGCAAUUUAUAGCAAAACCUAAAUCAUCACUACCAUCUUAUGAAAUGCUCAAAAAAGAAUGUUAUCUUAGAUUAUGCCCUCCAUCUUGUCCGUGCGACGGACUUCUUCCUUCGCACGGUCCACCCCCACCCUUAACCUUCCCCAUAGACAAAUCCCAAAACAACCCAACUUAUUCUCCUCUUGUGAUAGCCAUCAUAGGGAUUCUUGCAAGUGCUUUUCUCUUAGUAAGUUACUAUGCCAUAAUCUCCAAGUAUUGUGGAAACUCAUCCAAUUCUAGACAAAAUAGAGAGAUCAAUAACCAAGAAAUCACAAUGGAGGAGGGUUUUCAUGGUAGUUUUCGACACGACCCGAAUCAACAUGAACCAUGGUUAAUCACUACUCCUGGCCUAGAUGAAGCUUUGAUCAAAACUAUAACCCUAGUUAAGUACAAAAAGGGUGAUGGCUUGGUUGGAAGUAGUGAUUGUUCGGUUUGUCUUGGUGAGUUUUUUGAUGAUGAUACUUUGAGACUUUUGCCUAAAUGUAGUCAUGCUUUUCAUAUUACUUGUAUUGAUACAUGGCUUAGGUCUCACUCUAAUUGCCCUCUUUGUCGUGCUAAUAUAAUCUCAACCUUUUUUAAUACUAAUACUAAUAAUACUAAUCCAUCAUUAAUGGUUGAUAAUCACAACGAUCUUAUUCAUAGCAUCAUUAAUGGUGGGCAAGAUCAUAAUAUUUUGUUAGAAAACCAAGGUGAAAGUGAAGAAAUUAGCUCAAAUAAUGAAGGGAGACAAUUGGGUUAUGCAGAAGAAACUAGUGGGAACACACCAAAAAGUACAAAUACACAAGUUAGAGCUUUAAGUGAUCUUGGUGCUAGAAUCUAUGGUGGAAGAAGGGGUUCUAUUCGAAGAUCGAUUUCGAUGGAUCAUAGGGUUUUGAAUCCUAAUGUUUUAAGGUACAAUCACGGAGAAGAUUGUGUAAUGAAGAUUGGAUCUUUGAACAAGGGAGAUGGUGUUGGUAAUAGUAGUAGAAGAAGAAGAAAUGAAGUGUUACAUUGUGUUAUGAAUAGUGUUUCAAUGAAAAGAUCGUUUUCUAGUGGAAGAUUUUUGUUAUGUAAGCAUGGUAGAGGAAGAAAUGAAGUGAUUCCUCUAUGAUAUUUCACCACUUAACAAGAUUGUGAAAAAUACACCAUUUCAUGUACAGGAAGGAUUAGGAUUUUGCAUAUUUUCAUACAUCUUUCUAGUCAAAUGACUCUUUGUUUGCAUCCUCUUUUAUGUACAUGGGUUGUUGCAUUUUUUCCCUCUCUAAACCUUAAUCAUAGUUUUCUAAAUACACCGAGUAUAUGAGGAUAUUUUGAUAUCAAUUGCUUUGUUUGAUGUAAUUAUAGGUUGUUAGAUUGGGAAGGUUUUUAUAAAACUUUUUUUUCCUUCAAUACAUAUUUCUUCUUUGUUUUA
This is a messenger RNA of Amaranthus tricolor (Joseph's coat), 1946 nucleotides long. RefSeq names its product RING-H2 finger protein ATL52-like. Bases 519 to 1646 code for a protein of 375 amino acids. The record is from RefSeq and is a predicted model, not a curated record. Gene Ontology annotation, molecular function: transferase activity. Gene Ontology annotation, biological process: protein ubiquitination. NCBI's taxonomy places the organism in Eukaryota, Viridiplantae, Streptophyta, Magnoliopsida, Caryophyllales, Amaranthaceae. The transcript has a single exon.